UCAUCUUUUUAAGUGGGAGAACAUGCACAAUUGGUGGCUGACUAAAUACUUUUUUGCCCCACUGUACGUAAGCUAUUAAGAUGGCGCUGACAGGUAGGGCAGCCGUGCUUCUAGCUUCCACAAACAGUUUGCUACACCCGCAAUAACGUAUAUAACCAUGUAUUUGAAAUAGUUGUAACUAGGGCCCAAUGGUUAUAACACAUGGACAGUAAGUCCUUCUGUUCGUAACUAUGAUUCAAUUAAGAAAAAGUGCCAAUUUGUAAGUCCUGCUUACUGGAUUAAGUCUCUUGCAGUAAAUUUCCCACAACCAAACUAAAGCCUUAUUGACUGAUUACCUUUCUGUAAAGUUAGAGGUAUGCAUCGUAUAUGACUGGCUGAUUAAUUUGCCUAUUUCUAAAUCAAGCGCCUUAUCAAUGUUAUUUUCAAAAGCCCAGUCAUGACACUUGACACCCUCUUGGCCCGAUGACUAGCAUUGGCUUCUAUGUCCUAUUUACGAGACGGUUCUCGCCCUUCUGUGGUGCGUGACCAGUGGCUGUCAUGCAUCUUGAAUGGUGAGCAUCUGGGAACUGGAGGGGUCAAGUUCAAAAGUGGGGGGACGACGAGUGUGUCUAAUAGGCUAUGGGUGAAAACAGAAGCUGUGGUUAUUGCUACAGUCAUGGCUGGCGAUAUGAGCUGCGUCCAGUGCUUGUGACAGGAUGGUUGAAGGGACCCAACUCCGGGGGUCACUCAUCAUCCAGUUCUAGAACUUGACCUGUCAGGUGACAGAACCUAAAAUAGCCAUGCAGAGAGUAUAUAGAGGUCUAUACACAGGCCUUGGAUUUCAGAACAGGACUUGCCCCGCUGUCUGAAACAUACAGGACACUGCACCACGAGAGCCAUUGACAAAAGAAGAAAGGCUUUUUUGAAGGACAUAUCUUAAUUCAAUUUCACUGCCUUUUGGUUUAUAAUUUUACUGCUGAAAAGGGAAUGCAGAUUUUCAUCUGAAGUUUUUAUCUUUGAACAAGACUUAAUUUUCUUAAGGAUGAAGUACUACCAGGACCCAGUCUGCCAGUCUAGAGGUAUCAAGGCUUAUGGCCCCAAAGAGUCCAGCAGCUCUUCUUGCGCCCACUCUUCUCCACAGAUCAAACCAGUCCGCAGCGUCCACUUCCCCAACGACAUCGUGUUCCAGGACUACAUCCGGCAGGGCGAGCUAGACAGGAUCAGACUCUUCAUCAGAAAGAGGAGGGUCAGCCUGGAAACCAUCUACCACUCUGGUAUGGCAGCGAUCCAUGAGGCCGUCCUCUCUGGGAACCUGGAGUGUGUGAAGCUGCUGGUGAAGCACGGAGCAGACAUCCACCAGAGAGACCAGGAGGGCUGGACACCUCUCCACAUGGCCUGCAGCGACGGAUUCCCUGACAUUGCCAAGUACCUGCUUUCUAUUGGCGCUGACCCUCGGGCGGAAAACGAGUGUGGGGAGACACCUGCCGAUCUCAUCGACUCAGAGGUCACGGGGGUUCGAGAGCUGAAGGGGCUGCUUGGGGUGGAGGACGACUGAGCUCUCCUCAUCUAACUUUAAAACUCCACUGAAUCUUCAGUCUCCUUCCUCGCCCAGGCCUCCCGGUUGACCCUCGACAAUGGAAUUAAAUGGACAGAUCGGUAGAACAUUGUCAUUCUGUGCCCUCCCUCCCUUGUAGAGCUCCUGGAGACAUAUAUCUGGUCUGGUGGGAGGAAGGCGGCCUGCCAACAGUAGAUGGUUGCCUUUGAGAGUGAACUGAACUAUUGCUGGAAAGGGGCUCCUUCAGGCAAUCUCAGCAGGCAUCGCUUUGUAAUGCUGUUUGCAGGUGCAGAAGUUAGCUUUUGUACUUUUUUCAUACAGGGUGAACGCAGCACGGAAAUGAAUUAGAUAGCAGUCUGGUAAUGAGCUUUUUGAAGUACUUUAUAUAGUUGAUGUGUGAAAGCUUUUUUUGGAAGUUGUGAAACAUUUACAUUUAAGUCAUUAGCAGACGCUCUUAUCCAGAGCGACUUACAAAUUGAAACAUGGAUCUGUCGUUGUCCUCUGACUCAUAGGGCCAUUCUGAAAUGGGGCCUACUGCCCACCGCAGUAAACCAAUGUGAUAGGUCAACUCUACCUACUGACAGCGUUUAUUGUUCAAGGUUUGUCAUUUACAUCAUACAACUUUUAAAUUUGAAAAACAAAGACUGCAUAUGUACCACAUGAAUAUGUACAUUGCACUUUACCUCUAUACAUGUGCAAACACCACUGGAAUGGCUAAUUGUGUGUUUACAAUUGUUUUUACAAUCACAACUGAAACUGUGUGCAAUCAAUUGUGGUUACACCGCUUUGAAAAUAAUUGCCUUUUAUACAUUUUUUCAUUAAAAUAGUUUCAUAUUAAAACAACUUAGUGGUGAUCUAUUCGUCUUUAUAAACUAUUGGUAUAAGAACUUAACCAAACUUGGUUCCAAUUAACCUUGGUGGACUAAGAAGCACUUCUAACAUUGAAGCAAGUAACAGUUCCCGGUAGGCCGGCUCCGGCCGGAGAUCAAGUUAAUGAUUGUUAAUUGGACCAGCUCUCUGCAGGAAGGUGAUUAUCCAUGCCUCUGCACAAUGAGUACUGUACAGUAUUGGCUGAGGUGCUGGUUUCUGAUGGAUUUAGAGAGACAAGUAGAAUUUGGGCAUGGGCGGCUGAGAAAAUCAAAAGCCAAGUCAGGGUUGUGCUUUAGCCACAAGAAAAUACCCCCAUCAGUAUUAAGAGUGGAAGUUUCCCGUACACCACAUAUCUAGCAUCAAACUAUCAUACCCCUAAUGUAUUAGUGGACUGUAUGUAGCUGACCCUGUAGAGUGGUUUGAGAGAAGUUGCUAUGUACUUCAGGUGGGGCUCUACUUUUGGUUUGUUCCGCGUGGUCUUGACCGUCAAAACAAUAGAGCAUAUACAGUGAACAAAACAUAAGGAACGCCUUACUCAUAUUGAGUUGCAACCCCUUUCGCCCUCAUAAAUGCCUACAUUUGUCAGGCAUGGACUCUACAAGGUGUCAAGUGUUCCACAGGGAUG
Messenger RNA from Oncorhynchus nerka (sockeye salmon), 3029 nucleotides. RefSeq names its product protein phosphatase 1 regulatory subunit 27-like. The transcript has 3 exons. Gene Ontology annotation, molecular function: phosphatase binding. Bases 1022 to 1534 code for a protein of 170 amino acids. Lineage: Eukaryota; Metazoa; Chordata; Actinopteri; Salmoniformes; Salmonidae. The record is from RefSeq and is a predicted model, not a curated record.